AUGAACACAAAGGCGGGCACCGACUCGCUCCCUGCAUCCCUCGAUUCCGAACUCGCUGCCCUCGGCAUAGAGCCCUCCUCACCCCCAACCCUGCUCCAAGAGCACCUCGACGUCCUCCCCGUCUCCGUCCUGAAACAGCUCGGCACCCUCGUCCCGCCGCGCGACCGCUCCAAGAUUGCGCGGAUACGGCAACGGCGACACAUAUGGGCCCACCCGGCCUCCUCAACCUCAUCAGCCACUCAGGCAAGCGAGUCACUUCCGGGUAGCACCGCCGCGAUCCCCAAACCAGUGGAGCUCACAGCGCAAGAGGGACGCAUCCGCUGGCCCCUGCUCUGGGAGCAGCUCGGCGGAGAUCCGACCCUAGUGCCCUCAACGCAGGCACAGAGGGACGCAGUGCGAUGGGCAGAGGAGGACUUCAUGCCCGGCUCGACGCGGCACGUGGGCCGCUUGGGCCGGUUGAUGGGGGAGGAGGAGGAGAUGGGCGCGUGGCAAGCAACAGCCCAAAACAGAGCGAGGGAGAGGAGGAUGCAAGAGCAAGGGGAGGAGUUUGACUCUGAGAGUGAUGACGAGGAGGAGGAGGUCAUGGGCAGUGUACGCCCCGUAUCUCUGGGUAUCCCGGGGACGGCUGCCGCACCCGUUUCGAAUCCGGGCAGCGCGAGUGUGGGCGUCUCGACGAAUGCUGUGUCCGACUCUAGCCUGCGCCAGUCGACACAUACGGCGCCGAAACGAAGCCAGAGCCAGGUCGAGGCCGAGUUUGAGAAACGCCUCCUCGAGCUCUUCCUCGACGGCCUGGACACUAUUGACUACGACGUCGUCGACUUCACCCCCGUCGAGGACCCCAUUGCGGACCGGGACAGGACGGAUGCGUACUUUGAUGACGAGGCGCCGAGUACCGCCCCCGGUGGGAGUGGGAACGGGCACGGGGAGGGGGACAAGGUCAUGGAGAAUGGGCAGGGCGAGUAUGACUACUAG
Trichosporon asahii var. asahii CBS 2479 is the source of this 972-nucleotide messenger RNA. RefSeq lists its product as uncharacterized. The record is from RefSeq and is a predicted model, not a curated record. The transcript has a single exon. NCBI's taxonomy places the organism in Eukaryota, Fungi, Basidiomycota, Tremellomycetes, Trichosporonales, Trichosporonaceae. The coding region runs from base 1 to 972 and encodes 323 amino acids.